AUGCGCUGGCGGCCCCCGCAGAGCAACGACGCGGCCAUCAGCUGCCGAACCCCGCUGCCGAAAUACACUCACGUGUCAGUUCGCAUGCAUCAUGCGGUGACGCCGCCACCUUCUGUGGCAGGCCCGCGCUGCAGAGGCGGCCGCAGGCCACGGGGUGGACCGCCGCCGCCGCCCCCGCUGUUUACUUUUGCGUGUGCUCCGGUGCCGUCGCGGCGCGGCGCGCCUGGGCGUCUUGCGACGGCGACAGCGACGCUGGCGUCACGGGAUGAGAAAGCCGUCGCUGCCAACAUAGCUCUCCAUAGCCGACAUAGUUCACGGAAGGAAAUACGAUCUAUGUUAAUCAGCGGCGUUGCGCCUCUUUUCAUCAACGAGAGCAUGGUGUGGUCCUUGGUGGUGCACAAGGCUUCCUGGACUGCACAGAGAUCACAUUUGGUUUCCUCGGGUGACGAGAGUCCAUUACAUUGCCGAAACUGGCGAAAUCUGUGGUGAAAUCGUGCAUAGGAACCAUAGGACCAGAGCGCCUCUACAGGAUAAUUGAAGAUGACAAUACGAACUACUGAGGCAGCGUCCCAACAAGAUGAAUUCAUCCCUCGCAUGCUGGUGGAACUGGCUCGUCAGCUAGAGGUUGAGAAGGCUGAAACACGGCGCAAAUAUGAUUCUAUGGAUAGGGGCGGAGCCGCCGAGGGUGUGAAGCAUUCAGACCAAGGCGCGGGUGAAGAAAAUGGUCUAUUGACAGACAGGCAACAUGGAUUUAGAGAGCAUCGUUCCUGUGAAACACAACUAGCUCUUUAUUCACAUGAAGUGUUGAGUGCUACUGACAGGGGAUUUCAAAUUGAUUUCGUAUUUCUAGGUUUCCGGAAGGCUUUUAACAGUGUACCACACAAGCGGCUCUAGUGAAAUUACGUGCUUAUGGAGUUUCGUCUCAGUUAUGUGACUGGAUUUGUGAUUUACUGUCAGAGAGGUCACAGUUCGCAGUAACUAACGGAUAGUCAUCGAGUAAAACAGAAGUGAUUUUUGGCGUUCCCCAAGGUAGUGUUAUAGGCCCUUUGCUGUUUCUUAUCUACAUAAACGAUUUUGGAGACAAUCUGAGCAGCCGUCUUCGGUUGUUUGCCGAUGAUGCUGUCGUUUAUCGACUAAAAAUGUCAUCAGAAGAUCGAAACAAAUUGAAAAACAAUUUAAAAAAGAUAUCUGGAUCGUGCGAAAAGGAAUUCGUUAAACUUCAUUUACACGAUAAAUCAGUCUAAUCUAAAAGCCGAAAAUUCAACUAAAUACCUAGGUAUUACACUUACGAACCACUUAAAUUGGAAGGAAAACAUAUAAAAUGUUGUGAGGAAGGCUAACCAAAGACUGCGUUUUAUUGGCAGGACACUUGGAAAAUGUAACAGAUCUACUAAGGAGACUGUCUACACUACGCUUGUCCGUCCUCUUUUAGAAUACUGCUGCGCGGUGUGGGAUCCUUACCAGAUAGAACUGGCUGAGUACAUCGAAAAAGUUCAAAGAAAGGCAGCACGUUUUGUAUUAUCGCGAAAUAUGGAAGAGUGUGUCACAGAAAUGAUACAGAAUUUGGACUGGACAUCUUUAAAACAAAGGCGUUUUCCGUUGCGACGGAAUCUUCUCACGAAAUUCGUCACCAACCUUCUUCUCCGAAUGCGAAAAUAUUUUGUUGACACCGACCUGCAUACGGAGGAACGAUCACCACGAUAAAAUGAGGGAAAUAAGAGCUCGUACAGAAAGAUAUAGGUGUUCAUUCUUUCCACGCGCUAUACGAGAUUGGAAUAAUAGAGCAUUGUGAAGGUGGUUCGAUGAGCCCUCUGCCGGGCACCCGAAUGUGAUAUGCAGGGUAUCCAUGUAGAUGUGAAAUCGCUAAUUGGACUCAUGUGAUGGCGGCCGCUGCGGAGGCAGAAUCCGAAAGGUGCAGCCAUCUGACCCUUUCAGAUGAGGCGGAGGAGAUACCAGAGGGGGUGGGAGACCUGAGUGAAUGUGCUGUUGAGUUGCUCAAGAAAUGUAGCCAGAGUGGAGAAGCGAUAUCACACCAACUACAGCGGAUAUCUAGACCAAUGGUUGCGGGGACGGGAAUUGGUCACACUCUGUAGAGACGCGCAGCGCCUUGUAUAGCACCGCUCACAGUUGCGUGAGAGGCGGCAGCUGCCCCUACAGCGCACCAGCGCAUACCCUAUGGCGUCCGUGGACAACUCAGCCGACAGGAGGUGGUCAUCUGUCUUCCACCUAUCAGAAUCCAUUCCAUAUAAUCCAGGAUCAUUCUUCAUGGGUUCAGAGGGAUGGCAUGUGGAACACCAUCCUGGAUAUCUACAAAGAUGAUGACAGAGCUCUUCAAACCUUGCGCCGUGUUCUCAAGUUUGACCCG
Messenger RNA from Schistocerca serialis cubense, 2365 nucleotides. RefSeq lists its product as uncharacterized. NCBI's taxonomy places the organism in Eukaryota, Metazoa, Arthropoda, Insecta, Orthoptera, Acrididae. The record is from RefSeq and is a predicted model, not a curated record. The transcript has 16 exons. Bases 1 to 489 code for a protein of 162 amino acids.